Salvia miltiorrhiza (redroot sage) is the source of this 1982-nucleotide messenger RNA. Its product is annotated as protein GLUTELIN PRECURSOR ACCUMULATION 3. The transcript has 16 exons. The record is from RefSeq and is a predicted model, not a curated record. Gene Ontology annotation, molecular function: protein binding. NCBI's taxonomy places the organism in Eukaryota, Viridiplantae, Streptophyta, Magnoliopsida, Lamiales, Lamiaceae. The coding region runs from base 102 to 1601 and encodes 499 amino acids.
GACCCAUAAGAAUCGGGUCAUGACCCGUAUCUAAGACUAUCGCAGUCGCAGAGGCAUUUCUUUCGAGUGCUGCUAUCCCAAAGAGAGAGGUAGAAAGAGAGAUGAAGACUCAUUGCUGGGUUCGAGCUUCUGAUUCCGAUUUUACUGGCCCACUUCCCCAACCUCGAAGUGGCCACACAGCUGUGAACAUUGGGAAGUCGAAGAUUAUAUUUUUUGGUGGCCUGGUGGACAAGCAAUUCCUAAAUGACGUCACAGUUUAUGACAUUGACAACGAUAUGUGGUUUCAACCAGAGUGCACGGGCAGUGGUUCCGAUGGGAAUGUGGGCCCAAGUCCACGUGCUUUUCAUAUUGCUGUUUCAAUUGAUUGUCACAUGUUCAUAUUUGGUGGGAGGUCUGGUGCUAAGAGGUUAUGUGAUUUCUGGGUUUUGGAUACCGAUAUUUGGCAGUGGUCAGAACUUACCACAUUUGGCGAUUUGCCUUCAUCUAGGGACUUUGCAGCUGCUUCAGCUGUUGGAAACAAUAAAAUUGUGAUGUAUGGUGGCUGGGAUGGCAAAAAGUGGCUCUCAGAUGUCUAUGUCCUAGACACAAUUUCACUUGAAUGGAUGGAGUUGUCAGUUUCAGGGACAAUACCUCCACCUAGAUGUGGCCAUUCUGUUACAAUGAUUGAGAAGCGGUUACUCAUCUAUGGUGGCAGAGGUGGUGGGGGUCCAAUCAUGGGUGAUCUAUGGGCUUUGAAAGGACUCAUUAAAGAAGAGAAUGAACCACCUGGAUGGACCCAAUUAAAGCUUCCAGGACAAGCUCCUUCACCCCGUUGUGGACACACUGUGGCUUCUGGAGGGCCUUACCUUAUGCUAUUUGGAGGGCAUGGAACUGGUGGUUGGUUGAGCCGUUAUGAUAUUUAUUACAAUGAUUGUGUUGUUCUAGACAGGGUGUCUGUGCAAUGGAAACGCUUGCCUACUAGCAAUGAACCCCCAGCUGCUCGAGCAUAUCAUUCGAUGAACUGUGCUGGUACUCGGUACCUUUUGUUUGGUGGCUUUGAUGGAAAAUCAACUUAUGGUGAUCUCUGGUGGCUUGUACCUGAAGAUGAUCCUAUUGCAAAAAGGUCUGGAAUAUCUUCUUCUGAAGUUGUUCCAGAAAUAUAUACAACCAUGGAAGAAAAGGAAAGCCAAAGAGAAGGAGAUGCAAUUACAGAGUUGCAGAAACGAUUAGAAGUUUCAGGUUUACUUUCUAAAUCUAUGCACAUUGUCGAUGAAAUGGAAGACAAAGAACUCAUCCAACAAGCGUUAAGAGUUGGCGGUAAAGAGACUGUCAGUAACAUGCAGGCUGUGCAAGCACUCCGAGACCACUGGAUGAGAUCUGCUCCAGAAUCCAUAACUUUGAAGGAGAUUACCCCAUUACUGCAUGAUUACCAACGGUUAAUUACUCGCCAUCAUAUAGGAAAGGUGGGAUCUAAUCUUGAGCUUGUGGGGCUUGGUUUUGCUGGAAAAGGUGCAUCAUUUCGCUUCUACCACAUUAAAACUGCUUCUCAGUUGCGCUUGAACGACAUCCCGAAUUUAUUAGCAGAGUACAAAGAGCUUCUAUCAUCUACAAAUAUAACUUGACAGACAGCACCCAAAUCUGGCACUGUGUGCAGCAGCCCUUGUUUGCAGUGAGAUGGUUUGUGCAUUCCUGCCAUUGCCUUGGAAGAAACAAGGGCAGAAAUCGGGAGGUUUGUACUUCAAAAUGAAAGGGCUAACAGCUUUCUUAGGUAUCACUCAGUAACUAUUUGCAAAUUCUGUUCUCUUUUUCUUUUUUUUUCUUAGAGUAGAUUUGCCUGAGAUGUCACCAAGAAAUUUAUACUGCAAAGCUUCCUAUGCAUAUUUGGCUCUAUUCCAUUUCGUGUUUGCUAACUUUGUUUACCUCUGUUGUGAAUUGUAUCAAAUAUGUUGAAACUAUGUGUAGUUUUGUGUUGGAUUAAACGCGUACGAACGUUGCUAUUUGCA